UUCUCUAUAAAUUCACCACGUUCAAUCACCAAACACAUUCAGCCUUCACUCACCAAAAUAACUUUUUGUGAGAUAGUUCUAAAGCUGAAACAAACACCAUUGAUAAAAUGGAUCCCUGUGACUGCGCCAAGACCGGAAGCUGCAACUGUGGUGCAAGCUGCAAAUGCACAAACUGCCAGUGUACAACAUGCCAGAAAAGCUGCUGCCCAUGCUGUCCGUCUGGCUGCAGCAAGUGUGCUUCUGGAUGUGUGUGCAAAGGCAAUGCCUGUGGCUCCAGUUGCUGCCAGUGAAGACAGGACUGUCCCUGCCAAUCAGGAUGUACAGUUUUUGAAUUGCCAUUGUACCAUGUAAUUUCUAAUGGAGUGUCUGUCUUUUAAAGGAAAUGUCAAUAAAUAACUCCACUGUACCUGC
Molecule: messenger RNA, 411 nt
Organism: Astyanax mexicanus (Mexican tetra)
Lineage: Eukaryota; Metazoa; Chordata; Actinopteri; Characiformes; Acestrorhamphidae
Product: metallothionein-1
Exons: 3
Coding region: 108-290 (60 amino acids)
Molecular function (GO): metal ion binding
Source: RefSeq, a predicted model, not a curated record